AUGUCUUCCAGCCAGUCUUGCAGAAUUCACCGACUCACCUGUGUUCCCAACGACUACCCUUGGGGCGAAGUGGGCAAUGACAGCUUGGCCGCUCGACUAACGAAGAAUGCCUCAAAGUCCUUCAAGGUCAAGCCCGAUCAGCCCUACGCCGAGCUCUGGAUGGGCACCCAUCCCAACAACCCCGCUCACCUGUACUCUUCCCCCGAAACGCUCCUUUCCAGCUAUUUGAACGACCACCCUGAACUUUUGGGAUCAGUGAAGAAGUUCGAAACACCAUUCACUGGUGCCAAAGGAUCUGGGACAGAGGGGCAGGAAGAAGGACAUGUGUCGUUCUUGUUCAAAGUCUUGACGUGCAAGCAGGCUUUACCUCUCCAGAUCCAUCCGAACAAGGAUCUAGCGCAAAAACUCCAUGAAGAGAAUCCCGAGCAGUUCGGAGAUGUCAAUCACAAACCCGAAAUCGCGGUCUGCCUGUCGGACCGUUUUUUGGGCUUCGCCUCUUUCCGGCCUUUCGCCAAGAUCGUUUCCUUACUGCAAAACGUUCCUGAGGUCUCUCAGCUUUCAGCAAGCCUCCGAUCUGCUGUCGAGGCCUUUAUCUCAUCACCGAGCGGCAAAGCGCUUCAAAAAACAUGGGGAGAGUUCUUAAAGCUAGGCGAUAGUGAAGAGGCUGUUAAAGUCUUCAGCCAGCGGGUGCUUGACCAAGGCCCCAGCGCCUUCAGUGGCGUGGACAUCGAAGAUGACGACAAGAAGAGACUGGUACGAGCGGUAGAACUUGGAAACAAGUACAAUCCUGGUGAUGGGGGUCUUUUCUCAAGUCUGCAAGUUUCAAAUUGUCUCGAACUGAAGAAAGGGCAAGGGAUGUAUGUCGGUGCAGACGGGCCGCACGCAUGGAUGGAAGGCGAGAUUGUGGAGCUCAUGGCCAUCUCUGACAAUGUGAUCAACGUUGGCUUCACCGAGGAUGACGCCAAAGACGAUCCUUCGCUUGUCGCAGAAGUUGUCACCUGCACGCCGAAAGCCAUCAAAGACUUGAUCCUCGACUCCCAAAUCUUUUCCAAGGGCAAGAAUGGCAACACGAGAGUGUACUCGGUGCCGUUUGAAGAAUUUUCCAUCAUGAAGAUUGAUGGAGAUGAAGUACUGGAAGCGCUCGACGGUGCAGGUAUCGCAGUCGUCAUCGACGGGGAAUAUGCUCUCGAGGAAGAGGAAGGAGUGAAGCACGGUGGACAAGGGCCGGAUGGCGAAGGUGGUCAGGGAACGGUAUGGUUUAUCGGGUCGCACACAGAGACAAAGUGGACAGCUCGAGACGGUAAGGGCGAAGUCUGGAUAGCUUUCUAUGACAAGAAGGCCCCUCACGACGAAGUUGGGCUCAAGUAG
This is a messenger RNA of Cryptococcus wingfieldii CBS 7118, 1368 nucleotides long. RefSeq names its product mannose-6-phosphate isomerase, class I. The transcript is spliced from 5 exons. Gene Ontology annotation, cellular component: cytosol. Lineage: Eukaryota; Fungi; Basidiomycota; Tremellomycetes; Tremellales; Cryptococcaceae. Bases 1 to 1368 code for a protein of 455 amino acids. Gene Ontology annotation, biological process: GDP-mannose biosynthetic process; carbohydrate metabolic process. The record is from RefSeq and is a predicted model, not a curated record. Gene Ontology annotation, molecular function: mannose-6-phosphate isomerase activity; zinc ion binding.